AUGCAAGUGAAGGAAGUACCCUCAGAUGUGGAUGUUUUGAUCAUCGGAGCCGGUCCAGCCGGUCUUAUGGCGGCAGCGUCUCUGGCACGCUAUGGUAUUCACAAUGUCCGCAUCGUUGAUAAGCGAGGUACAAAGGUCUUUACUGGUCAAGCCGAUGGCCUCAACCCACGAUCCUUAGAGGUAUUUCAAGCCUUGGGAAUGGGUGCUCGAUUAUUCGAGGAGGUCAAUCAGUUAGGGGAAAUUUGCUUUUGGAAUCCCGACUCGGACGGCAAAAUCGGUCGCACUGCCCGAAUUCCAGACACUAUCCCAGGCAUCUCUCCAUAUCAACAAUCAGUUGUGCACCAAGGACGAAUCGAGCGCAUGUUUUUGGACAAAAUUUCCGAAUGGUCAACACCAUCAUCUUCUGACAGCUCCGCAUUACCUUGCAUGAAAGUAGAGAGAGCCGUUUGCCCCGAAAUGCUCAUCCUACCGCCACUCUCGGCAUCGGCAUUAUCUGAUUCAGCGGAGGAGCGCAUUAUCGUCCGACUUCGUCACCUUACCCAAGAAGAAGCUCAGCCAGCGCAGUUUUCUCCCAUGGCCCCAGAUGGAAUCUUCCGAUCUAAUAUGUUUCAAGAUGACGCGUUGGAUGUAAAUCCAGUUGGGUUCCCAAGCGAGGAAGUCAUCGAAGAAGUCCGCUGCCGGUUCGUGAUUGGUGCUGAUGGAGCUAGGAGUUGGACACGACAAGCAAUCGGGUAUGAAUUGGUGGGCGAGAGUGAUGACUUUUUCUGGGGUGUUUUGGAUGGUGUUCCGAUCACAAAUUUCCCCGAUAUUAGGAUGCGAUGUGCCAUUCAUUCUGCCCAGAAUGGUUCAGUCAUGAUUAUACCCCGAGAGCAAGAUAUGGUCCGGCUUUAUAUCCAGAUACCCCAACCUGAAAAGGGAAAAAGACCCAAUCGUGCCGAUGUCACCCCCGACAGAUUGCUGAAGGCCGCUCAAUCAAUCUUUGCACCCUACACGAUGGAAAUACCAAAGAUUGAAUGGUAUACGUGCUAUGAAAUAGGGCAACGCUUGGCCAAUCAUUGGUCCUGGAACGACCGGGUCUUUAUUGCUGGCGAUGCAUGUCAUACACAUUCCCCAAAAGCUGGUCAGGGGAUGAACAUAUCAAUGGCCGAUACCUUCAACUUGGCUUGGAAGCUGGCCCACGUCCUUCAAGGAAGGGCUCAUCCGAGUAUUCUGCAGACGUAUGAAAUAGAGCGAGCUCAAAUCGCAAAGGAAUUGAUCGAAUUUGACCAAAAGUUUGCUCGACUGUUCUCAGGGAAGCCAGCAAAAGACGUGCUUGACGAAUCAGGGAUUUCUAUGGAAGAAUUUCAAAGCACAGUGCAGCGAGGAAACAUUUUCUCUAGUGGCACUUCGGUUGAUUAUCCAUCCAGCUUACUGGUAUCCAAGAAUGCAAGGCAAAAAAUUGCACGCGAACUCGCCAGCAACCUUCCCGUCGGCCCCCGUCUUUACAGUCGCCAAGUAGUUGGUGUGGCUGAUGCCAAGCCAUACAUGCUGGGGGAUUUAGCUUGCGCGGAUGGCCGAUGGAAAAUUUUGCUCUUCGGUGGCGACGUCAAGAAGUAUUCUGGUUGCAGGCUCCGCUUGGAUAAACUCUGCAAGUUCUUGGCUGAUGACGUUGCCAGCCCUAUCAUCAAGUACACUCCCAGUGACGCGAACUUGGACUCGGUUUUCAAUUUCAUCACUAUCCUGGCUUCACCGCGUGUCCAAAUGGAGUGCGACGACUUCCAUGAUAUCCUUCGACCGAAACAGGGAAAGAACGGUUUCCAGGCUUAUAAGAAAAUAUUCUCUGACGACGAAAGUUACCACCGAGGACACGGAAAAAUCUAUGAGAACUACGGAAUUGACCCUAAAGUUGGAUGCAUGGUGGUCGUUCGGCCUGAUCAGUAUGUUUCGCUUGUGACAGAGAUCGGCGAUCACGCUGGACUAGCUGCUUUUUUCGAUUCAUUCAUGCUGCCUGCUCGAAGUUCUGUGUCGUCUUUACAUGUUCAAGUCUCUCAAAUCACAAUCUGA
Molecule: messenger RNA, 2043 nt
Organism: Puccinia triticina
Lineage: Eukaryota; Fungi; Basidiomycota; Pucciniomycetes; Pucciniales; Pucciniaceae
Exons: 11
Coding region: 1-2043 (680 amino acids)
Molecular function (GO): FAD binding
Source: RefSeq, a predicted model, not a curated record